Messenger RNA from Hyposmocoma kahamanoa, 2614 nucleotides. RefSeq names its product HIRA-interacting protein 3-like. The record is from RefSeq and is a predicted model, not a curated record. Lineage: Eukaryota; Metazoa; Arthropoda; Insecta; Lepidoptera; Cosmopterigidae. The transcript has 15 exons. Bases 3 to 1892 code for a protein of 629 amino acids.
AGAUGAAUUAUGAGGCGGAGCGAGCGAUGAGCCAAAAGCGGUUGCGGAUGGAGGAGCCGGGACACGGAGUCGUGCAAGGGAACGGUUUGCCGCUCAAUUACAUCGAUAAUGGUCAUCAAAUACCGUACCAGCCGUACGCAGGGGCUUAUAAUACGCACUACCCGCCUCCAGACGCGUUUGCGGCGUACGGGCCUCCGCCUCCUGGGGGCUAUGCCCCCCAGAAUCUGUCAUACGCUCCACCAGCUCACCAGAACUAUCCACAUCACCAGACUUUUCCCCAGCAGCCUCAGGCUCAAUUGCACAUGGCUCAAACUCAUAUGGUACAAGGCUAUGGGGAUGUAGUAGUACAUAAAGCAGCAUGGCCACCACAGCCACAUUUGUUGCCUCCUUUGGAUACACAAAAGCCACUAGAUGUCAAGCAACUAAAACCUGAGAUCAAACUAGAGCCAACCGAUGCACAAAAACGACCGCACCCUGAAGAGAUGAUGGGAGGAGAUUUGGAUCAACCGAAAAUAAAGAUAAAGACGGAUAUAUUUAAACCUGACGAUCAUAGAACUGAUGUGGACAAAGCUCGCAGUUCUCUAAACAGGAAUUGGUUGGUUUCAGAUGCCUCCCAAAAACCAAUGGACGCUGCCCAAAAGCCUAUUCAAUUACAAAAUAAAGAUGAAGGACAACCGAAUAUUGAGAAACCCUGUGAGAAACCAGCAGAUGCUAAACCUGAAGGCUCUGUCGAAAAAGUCUGCGAGUUGCCGCGCCCCGUGGAUGCCUGCGUCACGCCGGAAAAGAGCCAAGAGGAGAAAAAGCCAUUCAACAGUCCGGACGUUUCGAAACCAGGCGUCAUUAAAGUGUCCACACCUGGUUCAGAGCCGAAGAAACGUGGCCGACCAAAAGGUUCAACGAACAAGCCGAAGCCCCCCGGCAUGACCCCCACAAAACUGUCUCCCAACAUGCCUGGCGCCGUGGCACAAAUGCGUGGUGCGGCCCCGCGGCCCGCGCCAGUCGUCGCGAGGCCUCGGGCCACGGGCUACCAGUAUGCCAUACGGCCCUUUAGGAAGGACUUCUCAGGGAUACAGUUUAGAAGGCGAUGGAGCGACGACUGCCUGGAGUCGUCACACAUCCCCAACGAGGUGUACUUCGGCGACGUGCCCGUGGCCACCGAGGUGCUGUUCAACUACUACGACGCCAACGCCGAGCGCGAGCGGCUGGCGGCGCAGGCGGCGCAGAUCGCGGCGCAGAAGGCCGCCGCCGCCAAGCUGGCCGCCGCCAAGCUGCAGGCCCGGGGCAUCCUCACCAGCGAGGUGACGACGGUGGACUCUUCAUCGUCGGACGAAAGCGACUCUGAAGGCAGCGAUUCGGACGACACUGACGAGGACGCGCCCCUGAAGAAGGGCCCCGGGCGGCCGAAGGUGCCCAAGUCCCCCUCUCUGGCGGCCACCCCGGGCAAGCGCGGCCGGCCGCCCGUGCCGCCCGAGCUGCGCGAGCCGGGCAUCACCGACAUGAAGAAGUUCUGCAAGGCCGCGGGCAUCCGCUUCGACUACAAGAAGCUGGUGGAAGGUUGCACGAAGAACAAAGAGCGCGUAGGCAAAAUGAUGGAACUUUUAGUCCAAGCGGGGCUCGAGGGAAAACCCACGCUGGAGAAAUGCAAGGCGCUGAAACAGGCCAAGCUAGACAAGAAGGAACAGGCCAAACAGGCGAAGAAGGAAGCUAAGGUCAAGAAGGAGGAAGAAGAGACGGAGACGAGCGUGUCGCGGCGCAUGACGCGCGGCGCGACGGGCGUGAAGCCGCGCCAGCGCAUCGUCAUCUCGUCGGACGAGGAGGACGACACGCCCGCUACCCGCCGCACGCUCUCCAAGCUGCGUUCCAGCGUCAACGACGACUCCGACUCCGACUAGGUGAUCGCAAACUCGGCCUAGUGCGAGCAAAAGACAAUACAAUAAGUGUACACGACGCAAGACACUUGAGGACAGAUGAUUGAUCCUCGGGCGGUAUCGAAGUGCUACAGUAUGUACGGCUGUUAUGUUGGUGAAGCUAUUAUUUGCUUUCCUACUUUUAAGUUCUGCCGCUGCAGUACAGAAAGUCACUGUUCAAUUGUAAAUGUUAUUGAGUACAUCACUAAGAAGAAUAUUAUAAGUUUAUUUUUAAUUUAGCGCCACACCUGCCGAAAUUCAACCGUGUACUAUUUAUUUCCUGAUGAGAUCUGAGAUCGUGCUCCGAUUGGGCGCACUGACAUUUUUAAUUGAUAUGAAAUUUUCGGUACCCUACAUGAAAUAGUAUAAUUUCCCUUCUACGUUUUUGUAACUCGAAACUGUUAGUGAUUUUCUGUACAAAGAGCGUAAAACUGUUUCCCAUUUCUAAACCUAAAUUACUUUGACAGGUAUAAAAUUACAGGCUUUUCUUUAAAAACUUGCAAUGAGUGACAAGGACAGUGGUAAUUUUACACCUCUCAAAGAAAUUUAUAACUGUGAACACACCAAACGAAUGUUCCACUUUGGUUUGAACUAAUAUACUCUGUGUUUUGAAACAAACAAUGCAAAAGAGUGAAAUUUAUUUAUAAGUUCGAUGAUAGACUAGAAGCUCAUGGUGAAUUUUACAACAUGGACCUAUACAACUUUAG